AUGUUCUUCUUCUUCGUGGGCGGCGUGGAGCAGGGGGCGGGGCGGGUGCUCAAGGAGGCGGCGGGGCGGUGCCUGCGCUGCGGCGGCGGGGCGGACUUGGUGGAGACUGAGAAGGUGCUCAAGCUCUUCUUCGUCCCGGCGUGGCGGUGGAAGGGCAAGGACCCCGCCUACCUCUGCCGCGAGUGCGGCCUCCUCGCGCCGGGAUCCCUCGGCGGCGGUGGCGGCGAGCCGGGCACGCUCCUCCCCCGCGCGGACCGGUGCGGCGCCUGCAGCCGCGCCGUCGACCCGCAGUUCCGGUUCUGCCCCUUCUGCGGCUCCGCGCUGUGA
Molecule: messenger RNA, 327 nt
Organism: Lolium rigidum
Lineage: Eukaryota; Viridiplantae; Streptophyta; Magnoliopsida; Poales; Poaceae
Exons: 1
Coding region: 1-327 (108 amino acids)
Source: RefSeq, a predicted model, not a curated record